Molecule: messenger RNA, 2739 nt
Organism: Arvicola amphibius (Eurasian water vole)
Lineage: Eukaryota; Metazoa; Chordata; Mammalia; Rodentia; Cricetidae
Gene: Slc26a7
Product: solute carrier family 26 member 7
Exons: 20
Coding region: 238-2316 (692 amino acids)
Biological process (GO): transmembrane transport
Cellular component (GO): membrane
Molecular function (GO): bicarbonate transmembrane transporter activity; sulfate transmembrane transporter activity; oxalate transmembrane transporter activity
Source: RefSeq, a predicted model, not a curated record
CGACAGUGAAUAUAAGGGGAAUUACCGGCAAGGGAGCUGUAGCCGUCUCACCACUGGACCCAUUCCUUUCCCAAGACCAGAAAAGUGUUCCAUUAGCAGAUAAGAAUUCAAGCUUUGACAUUGUAAACCACAGACGAACUGGAGCCUGGCAUUGAAAGGAGGUGUUCAACAGCGGUUUUUUUCUUCUCUCUCUCCCUUGUUUGAAGAAGUUGACUGCUACAGGAGGGGAUCUGAAAAAUGACCGGAGCAAAGAGGAAAAAGAAAAGCGCGCUGUGGGGCAAGGUGCACGCCCCCCACUGCGAAGACGUUAAGCAGUGGUGGAGAAGGCGCCUACCUAUUUUGGAAUGGGCACCACAGUACAACCUGAAGGAAAACCUGCUCCCGGACACUGUGUCUGGGCUCAUGCUGGCAGUUCAGCAGGUGACACAGGGGCUCUCCUUCGCUAUUCUCUCAUCUGUGCACCCUGUGUUUGGUUUAUAUGGAUCUCUGUUUCCAGCCAUCAUUUAUGCCAUAUUUGGAAUGGGACGCCAUGUUGCUACAGGUACCUUUGCCUUGACAUCCUUGAUAUCAGCCAAUGCUGUGGAAAGGCUGGUUCCCCAGAGCAGCCGGAAUCUUACCACACAGAGCAACUCCAGCGUGCUGGGCUUAUCCGACUUUGAGCUGCAGAGAAUCGGGGUGGCAGCGGCAGUUUCCUUCCUGGGAGGCGUGAUUCAGAUGGCUAUGUUUGUGCUGCAUCUGGGCAGUGCCACAUUCCUGGUUACAGAGCCUGUGAUCAGCGCAAUGACCACGGGGGCCGCCACGCAUGUUGUCACUUCACAAGUCAAGUAUCUCUUGGGAAUUAAAAUGCCAUACAUAUCGGGACCACUGGGAUUCUUUUAUAUUUACGCCUAUGUUUUCGAGCACAUCAAGUCUGUUCAGCUGGAGGCGCUGCUCUUAUCCUUGCUGAGCAUUGUUGUCCUUGUUCUCGUUAAAGAGCUGAAUGAACAGUUUAAGAGAAAAAUUAAAGUUGUUCUUCCCAUUGACUUAGUUUUGAUCAUUGCUGCCUCCUUUGCUUGCUAUUGUACCAACAUGGAAAACACAUAUGGAUUAGAAGUUGUUGGACACAUUCCAAAGGGGAUUCCUCCGCCCCGUGCUCCACCGAUGAACAUCCUCAGUGCAGUGCUCACUGAAGCUUUCGGAGUUGCGCUUGUAGGCUACGUGGCCUCGCUGGCUCUUGCUCAAGGGUCUGCCAAGAAGUUCAAAUAUUCAGUGGAUGACAACCAGGAAUUUCUGGCCCAUGGCCUCAGCAAUGUGAUCCCUUCAUUUUUCUUCUGUAUCCCAAGUGCUGCUGCCAUGGGAAGGACAGCUGGACUCUAUAGCACAGGAGCAAAGACACAGGUGGCUUGUCUAAUAUCUUGCGUUUUCGUCCUUAUAGUCAUCUAUGCAGUAGGACCUUUGCUGUACUGGCUGCCCAUGUGCGUUCUUGCAAGCAUUAUUGUCGUGGGACUCAAGGGAAUGCUAAUACAGUUCAGGGAUUUAAAAAAAUACUGGAAUGUGGAUAAAAUCGAUUGGGGCAUAUGGAUCAGUACUUACAUAUUUACAAUAUGCUUUGCUGCCAAUGUGGGUUUGUUGUUCGGUGUUGUCUGCACCAUAGCCAUCGUGAUAGGACGCUUCCCAAGGGCAAAGACUUUAAGCAUAACAAGCAUGAAAGAAAUGGAAGUUAAGGUGAAGACAGAAACGCACGAUAACACAGAGAACUGGCCUCCUUCCAAGAGGACCAAUGUCAAGGUCUUUCCAGGUAGCUUGACGACAGGAAGUAACGUCAGGAGUCUUUCUGUGACACCCAGAAGAAUGGAAACCUUGCAACAGGUAAAAAUCAUCUCAAUAAACAACCCACUUGUUUUCCUGAAUGCAAAGAAAUUUAAUACUGAUCUAAUGAAAAUCAUCCUAAAGGAAGAUGAGAGCAGUCAACCACUUGAUGAUGUCAGCAAGUGUGAACAGAACACCUUGCUCACUCCCCUCUCCAACGGCAACUGCAAUGAGGAAGCUUCCCAGCCCUGCUCCGGUGAGAAGUGUUCUUUGGUCCUAGAUUGCAACGGCUUGACCUUUUUCGACUACACGGGAGUCUCUACGCUUGUUGAGCUUUACCUGGAUUGCAAGAGCAGGGAUGUCGAUGUGUUCUUAGCCAAUUGCACAGCAUCCUUAAUGAAAGCGAUGACAUACUGUGGAAACCUAGACACCGAGAGGCCGAUUUUUUUUGACUCAGUACCUGCUGCGAUAAGUAUCAUCCAGGCAACUAAGAAUCUGAGCAAGGCCAGCGAUCACAGCGAAGUCUAAGGCCCACUCAAUGCACAUCUCAUCUUCAUCAACUGCCCUGAAGAGGCCAGAUAUUGUCAUUUUGCACAAAUAUUGGUGUAUGGAUGUUGUAUAUGACCUCUAUUCCAAUGAGAAUAAUAAGAGUUAGCAACUGCAUCGCCAGUGAUCAAGGCUUGCUGGCCCCUUAUUUUUCUAAUCUUUCUUAAUAAACAGAUUCAUUUAGUUAUUUUAUAUAGGAAUCAAUAUGCAUGCAGCUUUAGUUUACUAAAUAGUAAAGAUGCAUUUAUUUCCUUUUAUGAGAGUAUUUUGUAUGGUCUGACUUCUAUUUUGUUGUAAGCUAACAAAUGGAGGAACACUUUGAUCAGAAGUGGUUUUGACUAUUUAUAAGCCAUUUGUAAAAAGGAAUAAGAUCAUGUAACUAAUACAUAAAAAGAAGUUAGCAAA